AGACAGGCUGCAGGUAUUAUUUCAUUGUUUUGGUUCCGUCUCUCUCUCUCUCUCUAAGGAGAGAAAUUCAGCACAAAACGCAACAGCGCAAGCGCAACGCAACGAUCAAAGAAAAGUUUAUGAGGCUCUCUCCACCUGACCGGUAAAUGAUAUAGUUGCCGUGUUUGCUUCGGCUAAAGCAGGAGUCCAAGUUAAAGAAAGCGUCAGAGUCGCAGCCAAAAGCCACAUGAGGUAUGGAGGAUCUCCGAUCCCCUGUUCUUCCAGUUUUGUUUUUCUGGGUUGUGGCAAAACCUAGUCAAAUCCCUAAGCUGCGUUGAGUUUACUGUUGGAUUAUGGAGCAAGAAGUGGUCGGUGAGGCGAAGGUGAAAGGCGGGGCAUUAGAAUGCAGUGUCUGUCACUCUACAUUGGUGUCUCCGACCACAAGAGCGAUUUCCAAGGCGUAUGAUCGGCAUAGAACUAAUGUAUCAUCAAAAACCCGUGCCCUCAAUGUGCUUUUGGUUGUUGGUGACUGCAUCUUGGUUGGUUUGCAGCCUAUUUUGGUUUACAGCACUAAAGUGGACGGUGGUUUCAAGUUCAGUCCUCUUAGUGUUAACUUUUUGACUGAGAUUGUGAAAGUCCUAUUUGCUAUUAUUAUGCUACUGUUGCAGGCUCAAAGACAGAAAGUAGGAGAGAAAUCUUUCCUCUCUGUAUCAACAUUUGUCCAGGCUGCUCGAAACAAUGUGCUUCUAGCUGUGCCAGCGCUUCUUUAUGCUAUAAAUAACUAUUUGAAGUUUAUAAUGCAGCUGUACUUUAACCCUGCAACAGUAAAGAUGUUGAGCAACCUGAAGGUUUUGGUUAUUGCCGUUUUGCUAAAGAUAAUAAUGAGGCGUCGCUUUUCAAUAAUUCAGUGGGAGGCUCUUGCUCUGUUGCUCAUUGGAAUCACUGUGAAUCAAUUACGCUUUCUCCCUGAGGGUACUACUGCAUUGGGGCUUCCAGUUGCAACAGGGGCAUACUUGUGCACAUUGAUCUUCGUCACUAUCCCAUCACUGGCAUCUGUAUUUAAUGAGUAUGCUUUGAAGAGCCAAUUUGACACAAGCAUUUACCUUCAGAACUUGUUUCUGUAUGGUUAUGGCGCAAUAUUCAACUUCCUAGCCAUUCUUGGAACUGCCAUCUUUAAAGGUCCUGGUAGCUUGGAUAUUUUGCAAGGGCAUUCAAAGGCAACUAUGCUGUUGAUAUGCAACAAUGCAGCCCAAGGGAUCCUAUCCUCAUUUUUCUUCAAAUAUGCAGAUACGAUUUUGAAGAAAUACUCCUCAACUGUUGCCACAAUUUUUACCGGCAUAGCAUCUGCCACAUUAUUUGGCCAUACUCUGACUAUCAACUUUCUCCUAGGAAUCUCUAUUGUGUUUAUCUCAAUGCACCAGUUCUUUUCACCUCUAUCAAAAGUUAAGGAUGAAACACAAAGUGAUAGUUUGGAGACGGAUGUUCAGAAUAAUCUAAGGUCAAAGGACAGAUCCUUCGUAAAUAUGGCAGCUGGUGCAAAUGAGGAUGCUAGCCAUCAAGUCAGUCAUGACGAGAAAGCACCCCUUCUGCCCAUUUGAAGAGUUUAUGAAUUGCAGCAUUGGCAUGCUUGAAUAUCUCUCGGGAAUGCAUUGCUGUUUUGGAUGACAUUAUAGUCAGUUAGAAGACACAGCCAGUUUAUUAUAGUAAAGCCGAUAUAAUAAACUCUUGGGAGAUUUUGUUUUUGUUGUGAUCCAUCACAUUCGUUUUGUCGCGUCUGGGUACGCAAAGGUGGGUCCUGGUAUAGAACAAUGAAGAAGGGGGCAAAAUUUUUGUAUUUGUCUUUUAGCUAAAAGGAGAAUAAGUGUUUUCCUUAUAA
Molecule: messenger RNA, 1855 nt
Organism: Diospyros lotus (date-plum)
Lineage: Eukaryota; Viridiplantae; Streptophyta; Magnoliopsida; Ericales; Ebenaceae
Product: CMP-sialic acid transporter 3-like
Exons: 17
Coding region: 333-1577 (414 amino acids)
Biological process (GO): pyrimidine nucleotide-sugar transmembrane transport
Cellular component (GO): Golgi membrane
Molecular function (GO): pyrimidine nucleotide-sugar transmembrane transporter activity
Source: RefSeq, a predicted model, not a curated record